AUGAUCAAAUCCAAAUCAAAUGCCGCAACUCCUUAUUUAAAGAAUUUUUCAAACCUCCAAUCCUCAUUAUCAGGAAGCUCAUCAUCCUGCAGAUUUUCUCUUACAAAUCUAAAUCAAAAUUCCGUAUAUCUUGCCCAAUCCUCAAAUCAUCAAGAUAAAACUGAUCCUACUCGCAAUCCAACAAAUCCAGAAGUGGCGCCUCAAAAGCCUUCUUCUAAAAUUAGCCCUCAGCCAGGCACAAUAAUUCGUCAAUCAAUCCCUAAAUCUGUUGCCUUAUUCGAUAUUCCUCUAUUCUUAUGAAUUGACUAUAAAAACUUAAUUCAAGAUUAUAUAAAUACUCCUGAAGAUUACGAAACUACUGAAAGUCUUGUCGUUUUGGAUCAUCACUAUCAAAAACACGAAGGGACUGCAUCUGAAUAUUCAGCAAAAAAUUAUUUCAGCCCAGAAAAUUUCAAUAAUUAUCUCACACGAAAUGUGUAUAUUGAUAAAAAACCGUGGCUGAGAAGCAUAAAUAUUUUAUAUAAAAAAGAAAAUUUAUCUUCAUUACUGGAGCUUUAUCAACAAAUAAAUGAUACGAAAUACUCUUGGAUUAGCUUUAUAAAGCAUCAAAGAAAAAUGCUGAUGAAACAGCAGAGAUUAGAAGCUGCAGCAAGAGCAGAAAAAGAUUUAGAAGACCAGAGAGAGCUAUUACAAGAGCUGUCAAGAAUAAAUCGGCCAUUUUUGGUGUCAGGAAAGACUGGGGUGAAAACUUCUAAACAUAUUGUAUGUAAAACUAAGAGUGAACAAAACCAUUAGAAAAAUCGCUAUUUUUUGCCCAAAAACCCACCCUCCGUGAGUGAACAAAAAUUUUUUUUAAUAGAAAAAUUUUUAAUGGAAAAAAAAAAUUGAUAUAUAAAUGAUAAUUAUUAUAAUGAAAUCUAGAGCUAAUUCUGUUUAAUUUUAAACAAAUUGCGUUUUAAAACAUAAAAUUUUAUAAAUUAAAUUAAUAUUUGCUUCCUAAUUUUUGCAAAUUAGGAUUUUUUUAAAUUUCGAAAAAAAAAAUUUAACCCCCCUCCGUGAGUGAACAAAAAUUGUUUGUUCACUCACGGAGGGGGGGGAUAAGAGAAAAAAACCAAAAUAUUCAAAAAAAACUUAAUAGCUUGGAAGAAAGAUCUGAGUAUGGAGAACAGAAACUUGAGCAAAUGCAUGAAGCAUGACAAAAAAAUGUCAAGAAAACGACGCUGAUUAUCCUUUCUUUGAAUAUAAAAAUCAGAAAAUCAAGAGAAAAGUUCCUUGAAAUAGGCUUGAAAUCUGCUAAUAGACCUCUAUUAUUUUAUAUUUUUUCUGCAAUGCUAUUUUUCACAAGAAUUUCUCACGAAAAAACACAGGUGGCCAAAAUAAGUUCCCAAUCCCUCAAAAACUGAAAAAAGAAACGGAUCUUUCUUAUACUAAAAGAUUUUUCAACAAAAAAACAAAGAACCUUAAUCUAUAUUGAAAAAAUGAAAAAUUACCUCAAAAUGCGAGAAAAAUUAAGAAUUCUUUAUUAUUGGAAACUUUUUUCUUACACAUCUAAAGUCAAAAACUAUUACAAAAGAAUCGCUAAUAAAUUUUAUCAAGAAAGACUAAAGACUAAAAAAUUUUAUGAAUUAAAAACAGAAACUAUAAUAAAUAAAGGCCAAAGAAAAAGAAUUAAAUUAUUAGCAAAUGGAGAAGAAGAUGGGUUUUCUAAAGAUAAUGUCAUUAUUGAACAAAAGCAUUUUCUUUCUGUAGCGCUUAUACAGAUAGUAAAAGGAUUAUCGUCACACCAACAAAGAGCGUUUAUUUUUCAGCAAAAAUUAAAAACUCUUGAAGACUAUAUUUCUAAUAAACAUUAUUUGUCAUUGUACGCAAAAGAAGGAAAUGUAUGGAUUUUAAGACAAAAAGGGUUAGGAGAGCAUAGAUCUUGUUUAGAAUUAACAAGAAAGCCUUUGUUUCCUACAGUGCAGUUAUCGGCAAGAUCAAAAAACCAUGGUAUUCAUGCUAAAUCUGUUGAUGAUGUACAGAUUAUAAAACAUAUACACGAAAACUAUGCAACUCAGCAAAAGAGAUAUAAUUCAAUAACUCCAUCUAUAAGCUCACGAUAUCAAGAAAUAGAAAACUCAAGAGCAAAAUUUUCAGAACUUCAAGAAACAUCAGAGCUUUGAAUAUCCUCAGAAAAAAACAUUGAGAAUUUUCAUGAGCAAAAUGAAUAA
Molecule: messenger RNA, 2210 nt
Organism: Blepharisma stoltei
Lineage: Eukaryota; Ciliophora; Heterotrichea; Heterotrichida; Blepharismidae
Source: the annotation of a GenBank genome assembly